AGAAAUUUCGUUCAAUAUAAUAAAAAAAAAAAACAUGAAAAAGCAGAUUGUAAAAGAGUUUAUUACGGUGAAAAAGGUGCGACGUCUGCCGCCAAAGGAACCUGCAGCACCGCCGCCAAUACCACGACGUAUACUGGUCGUAGGUCGCUGUGCGCUCGACAUGAUUACGGUCUGUGAUGAGCAUCCCAUACCCGGAAAGUUGCAGCGCACCGAAGAGGGUUUCUGGCGUCUUGGCGGUCAUGCUGCAAAUACAUGUUGUGUUCUGCGACGUCUGGGCACAGACUGUGAGUUCCUUGGUCAACUGAGUAGCAUCAGUGCGUUUGAGAGCCUCUCGUCCAGCUUUAAUGCACUGGGAGUUGACAUCUCCAGCUGUCCGCGAAUGCCGCUGGAGCCACCUCAUCAAAGCAUUGUUAUCGUACGUGGUCAGGGCACACGAACUACAGUCGAGUACUCGAAUCGUAAACACGAGCUGACCUAUCAACAGUUCAUGGGCGCCGUCGACUAUAGAAAGUAUUCUUGGAUUCACUUCGAGGCACGUAAUCUCAGGGAUACAUUGCGCAUGAUGCAAGCUGUGCGGGAUUACAAUUCACGCAAUGAGGAAGCCAACAUUCUUGUGUCCUUUGGCUUGGUCAAUUUACGUGCAAUAAGCCUGCUCCUCGCCGACAUGGCGGACUAUGUGCUCGUGCAGAAACAGGUUUUGACAACAUACGCCUAUAUGAAUGGUCGUGAGACAGUUUGGGCAGUGCGGGAUCGUAUGGAGGUUGCACACAAACGCUGGCUGGCAAAUCAACCCAAAAAAACACCAAAUCCAAAUAAAGAUGCGACACCGUUGGAUGAAAACAAUUGCACACUUCCAGUGCAAAAAAGACCCAUCAUUAUAUAUGAGAACUAUGAAGAGGGCGCCAGUUGUUUGUUGUCCGAUAACACAUACUUUAAAGUGGGCGGUCAUCAGCCUCAAAAGAUUGUGGACACCAUUGGUGAGCACGACACCUUCGUUGGCGCUUUCAUCUAUGCCAUGCAACAGGUUAAACUCUCCCUGCGCGAUGCUAUGGAAUAUGCAACUCGAGCAACUUGCCACAAAAUAUCAGAGAUUGGUUUCGAUUGCUUGCGCUGCAUGCCCAAGGAUCUGAUCAGCUGCUACUAUGCAUGAUGUUAAAUACCGAGUAUGAAUGAGCAAUUACUAUUUUCAAAUAUUUUAAAUUAUUAUAUGUUCUUAAAA
Messenger RNA from Drosophila innubila, 1219 nucleotides. Its product is annotated as ketohexokinase. Gene Ontology annotation, molecular function: ketohexokinase activity. Bases 35 to 1150 code for a protein of 371 amino acids. The record is from RefSeq and is a predicted model, not a curated record. Lineage: Eukaryota; Metazoa; Arthropoda; Insecta; Diptera; Drosophilidae. Gene Ontology annotation, biological process: fructose metabolic process. The transcript has a single exon.